AUGGAGACCGACAUGAUCCACAAGCUUUACCUCCGGAGUCAGAAGUACAAGAAGCUCAUGGAGGAGUACCUCACCGACGAGGUGAUCCCCACCUCGAAGACCUGCCUGGACACGACGAUCUUCUGCCACCGGCAGGAGCGCAAUGUCCAUGGCAAGCUCUUCGGUGGCUACCUCAUGCGCCAUGCCUUCGAGCUGGCCUUCUGCACGGCGCUCACCUACACCGGCGGCGCGAUGCCGAUCUUCCUCGGCCAGGAUGAGAUCCAGUUCAAGAAGCCGGUGGAGAUCGGCUCGCUGCUGAGCUUCAAGAGCCGCAUCGAGCUGGCCGAGGGCAGCACCGGCGACAACCCGAAUGCCAGCCAGUUCCAGGUGGAGGUCAUGGCCGAUGUCAUUGAUCCGGCCACCGGCGAUCGGGACACCACCAAUGUCUUCCACUAUACCUUCCAGGUGCCGAACAAGCCCCUGCGCACGGUUGUGCCCCAGACCUACGAGGAGUUCAUGGCCUAUGUGAUGGCUCAGCGCCGCCGGUCCAACUCAGCCGCCGUCUUCAAGCACUACCAGGGGAAGAUUUCCACCUGGACCAUCCCGGUGCCCGAUCGCCUGCAUUGGCACGACAUCGGCAAGAUCCUCGAGGACCUGGAUGGCUUUGCCGGGUCCGUGGCAUACACCCACUGCCAGCGCCACCUCCUGACCUCGACGCCGGCAUCGGCCGACUCGGAGGCCGCUCCUUCCGAGACCAACCUCAGCGCCACGAUCGUCACUGCCGCCGUCAACCAGAUCAUGCUCCUGAAUCAGAUCCGCGCCGAGCGCGACAUGCGCAUGACGGGGCACGUUUCUUGGGUCGGGCGCUCUUCCCUGGACGUGCGCAUCAUGGUGGAGUCCCUGGUGGCGGACCCCAGCGCUCCGGCCCCGGCGGCCGGCUCCAAACCCACGCCCAACACCGACCCGAACGCCAACUGGGAGCCUUUGGUCAUGGCGGACUUCACCAUGGUUGCCCUGGACCCGAACACCCGCAAGGCCACUGUUGUCCCGCGCCUGGAGCUGAAGAAUGCCCUUGAGAAUGACAUCUUCUCUCACGGCCAGG
This is a messenger RNA of Fonticula alba, 1081 nucleotides long. RefSeq lists its product as hypothetical. The transcript is spliced from 5 exons. The annotation marks the transcript as partial. Gene Ontology annotation, biological process: acyl-CoA metabolic process. Gene Ontology annotation, molecular function: fatty acyl-CoA hydrolase activity. NCBI's taxonomy places the organism in Eukaryota, Rotosphaerida, Fonticulaceae. The record is from RefSeq and is a predicted model, not a curated record. Gene Ontology annotation, cellular component: mitochondrion.